This is a messenger RNA of Knipowitschia caucasica, 222 nucleotides long. NCBI's taxonomy places the organism in Eukaryota, Metazoa, Chordata, Actinopteri, Gobiiformes, Gobiidae. The record is from the annotation of a GenBank genome assembly.
AUGCACGAGGAGACCCGGCCCCGGCGUGGACCAUGGCCUGACGCGAGACACAACCACUUUACCCAGCGCUUCAAGCACAAGAGGAGGCGCUCAUGGCAGAGGAGCUGGCGGGCGUCCACAGAGCCCUCCACCCAUGACUUUCAACAGCGAUCCAGACUGGACUGGUGUGCUUCAGAUUCUGUAAUGGAAUAUCGUGCCCAAGAAGUGCCAUACAUCAUCUAA